Acanthisitta chloris (rifleman) is the source of this 1118-nucleotide messenger RNA. RefSeq names its product amyloid beta (A4) precursor protein-binding, family A, member 3 (gene APBA3). The transcript has 8 exons. Gene Ontology annotation, cellular component: dendritic spine; plasma membrane; cytoplasm. NCBI's taxonomy places the organism in Eukaryota, Metazoa, Chordata, Aves, Passeriformes, Acanthisittidae. The record is from RefSeq and is a predicted model, not a curated record. Gene Ontology annotation, molecular function: protein binding; amyloid-beta binding. Gene Ontology annotation, biological process: chemical synaptic transmission. The annotation marks the transcript as partial.
UUCCAGGCCCUUGUGACCCAGAAGAUCUGCUGGAUGGUGUGAUUUUUGGGGCAAAGUACCUGGGCUCCACACAGCUGGUCUCGGAGAGGAACCCCCCGACCAGCGUCCGCAUGGCACAGGCCCAGGAGGCAGUGGACAGGAUCAAGGCGCCCGAGGGGGAGUCCCAGCCCAUGACGGAGGUGGAUCUGUUUGUCUCCACGCAGAGGAUCAAGGUGCUCACUGCUGACACACAGGAGGCCAUGAUGGACCACUCUCUGCAGACCAUCUCCUACAUCGCCGACAUCGGCUCCCUGGUGGUGCUCAUGGCGCGCAGGAAGCUGCCUCGGCGCUCCGACGUGGCCGAGGAGAAGAGGCUCUACAAGCUGAUCUGCCACGUCUUCCACUCAGCUGAUGCCCAGGUGAUUGCCCAGGCCAUCGGGCAGGCGUUCGGUGUGGCCUACCAGCGCUUCCUGGAGGCCAACGGCAUCGACCCCAGCGAGCUGAGCCCUCACCAGUACAGCCGUGCCCUGGAGGACCAGGAGCAGUACAACGCGGAGCUGACCCACUUCUCCCGGCAGGAGAACUGCAAGGACGUGUGCAUCCGGAAGCAGAAGGGGGAGAUCCUGGGCAUUGCCAUCGUGGAGUCAGGCUGGGGCUCCAUCCUGCCCACGGUGGUCAUUGCCAACCUGAUGCACGGGGGCCCCGCGGAGCGCUCGGGCGAGCUGAGCAUCGGGGACCGUCUCAUGUCUGUCAACGGGACCAGCCUGGUGGGGCUGCCCCUGGGCACCUGCCAGAGCAUCAUCCGGGAGCUGAAGCACCAGACAGAGGUGAUGCUGAACAUCGUGCACUGUCCCCCUGUCACCACGGCUGUCAUCCGCCGCCCUGACUCCAAGUACCAGCUGGGCUUCUGCGUUGAGAACGGCGUGAUCUGCAGCCUGAUGCGCGGGGGCAUCGCGGAGCGCGGCGGCAUCCGCGUGGGGCAUCGCAUCAUCGAGAUCAACGGGCAGAGCGUGGUGGCCACACCCCACGAGAAGAUCAUCCAGAUCCUCACCCAGGCAGUCAGCGAGGUCCACAUCAAGACCAUGCCAGCCUCCACGUACCGCUUGCUGACGGGGCAGGAGCAGCCCAUCUUCCUCUGA